AUCAGUUUACAAACCAUGGCGGACUACAAAAGUUGUGUUGGAUAUUUCUCCGUCGUUUUAAUUGGAAUUUUAUCUUUUAAUGUUGUUGGAAUAUUUACAAAAGAGAACGUUUUAUUGGACACAUCAAAAGUGAUAUCUGGUGAUUUAAAUUGGACAAAGAAGAUAGUGCCUGCUGAUCCACCAGACCAACUCAAUGGAGGGUGGAAUGAAGUAACCACAUACCUGAUAAACCUACGUCUUGACCCCUAUAAAAUACACACAUCGUGUCACGUGGACAGUAAAAAUGUGAACAACUGGCUACGGACACCAUUCAUAGACGUUGGCAAUGCCAAUAGCUUGUUUAUAGACAUGACAUUCACGAUGAGGAGAUGUGUCAAACACACUGAUCCCGAGAAAAUACAGUCGUGUAGAGAAACUUUUAACCUGUACUCAUACCAGGCAGACCGGGACAUAGCCAACAAUGAGAUGCCAACAUGGGACGACGCCUCCUACUCCCUGGUUGACAUCAUUCCAGCACACCUGCUGGCUGAAAGUGCCAACGAUGUCCGUCUGAACAAUGUCACUAAGUUUGUUCCUCUACGCAAGGGAGUCCGCGGAAUCUACUUCGCGUUCCAGGACACGGGAGCUUGUGUUUCGCUGGUUGUGGUCAAGGUUUACUUUAAACUUUGCCCAAACAUUACUAGGAGUUUUGCGUUCUUCUCGGAGACUCCCACGGGUGAGCUGCAGACGUCAAGUGUUCCCAAGGAUGGGGUGUGUGUUGCACACUCCAUGCGGGUCCAGUCCCCUCUGUACUACUGUAUGAGUGACGGCACGUGGGACAUCCCCCAGGGCGGCUGUCAGUGUGACCCGGGGUACGAGGGUGUCAACGAUCAACAGUGUGUAGGCUGUAGUGUGAACACGUUCAAGUGGGAAACAGGCAACUCCUCGUGCCAGCCAUGUCCUGAGCACAGCUACACGGACGCGACCCGUUCCAAAGAGUGUCAGUGCUACAACAGCUACUACCGGGCGGACACUGACAGCAAGAGCAUGCCCUGCACUCAGCCCCCCUCUGCACCACGUAGUAUCACCGUGGUAACAGUGAGUGACACCAUGGUGCAGUUGUCAUGGUUACCUCCAGACAAGCUAGGUGGACGCACAGACACUGUGUACCGCGUGGACUGCCCCAAGUGCUCCUUGGACGUGAUGUACAGCCCACGGGCUGACAGCUUCAACUCCACCAGUGUUGAGCUGAAGCGUCUGCAGCCCAGCACGACGUACGUGGUGAAGAUCUACGCGGAGAAUGGGGUCAGCUCACUGAGCUCACCAGAGCAACCCAAGUACCUGCAGCAUGAGUUCACCACAGAGGCAACCAUUGCAGAAAUAUACGACAUCAAACUCACAGACUACGGGGAUGACUUCCUAACCAUAGAAUGGAAAGUGAAGGGGAACCAGGACAGUCUGGACUCCCAGGUGCUUCAGUAUGAGGUGCGCAAUGGGCCACGCGGGGAGAAACCAGUCUCCAACUUCACCACAACCGCAACAAUCUCAUUCAAAGACCUGUUCAAAGACCAGGAAUAUGAGAUUCGGAUAAAGGGUGAGACGAGGAAGGGGUGGGGAGAGUUCAGUUCCCCAUUCUUUGCCAGGACUGGUACUCCCUAUGACUCCAAGAAUCAGACUGAGGAACCUGGUACACCCCUGGAGAUCAUCAUAGGGGCCAUAGUGGCAGUGAUUGUGUGCAUGGCCAUAGCAGGACUCAUGGUCUUCAUUCUCAUCAACAGAAUCAGAAGACAAGAAGGCAAGAAUCCGGAUCUUGAUGGACCUUAUCAUCAUGUUUUACACUGUCCUCCCCCUGACCAUCUUAUAAACGGAUCAAUGACAGUGCCAUUGUUCCAGCCUUCAGGUACCAUCAAGAGUUAUGUGGACCCUCACACAUAUGAGGACCCUAACCAGGCUGUGAGGGAGUUCACACGGGAAAUAGAUGCCUCUCAUAUCAGCAUUGACUCUGUCAUUGGAGGAGGUGAGUUUGGUGACGUGUGCAAGGGGAAGCUGCGGGUUCCCAGCCGCCCAGAGAUGACAGUGGCCAUCAAGACACUGAAGCCUGGAGCCACUGACAAGAACAGACUGGACUUCCUGACAGAGGCCAGCAUCAUGGGGCAGUUUGAUGACCCCAACGUGAUCUUUCUAGAGGGAGUCGUCACUAAAACUAGUCCAAUCAUGAUUGUAACAGAAUACAUGGCCAAUGGAUCCCUGGAUAGUUUUCUGCGGAAAAAUGACGGCCAGUUGUCGGUGAUUCAGCUGGUGGGCAUGAUGCGGGGCAUUGCUUCCGGCAUGAAGUACCUCUCAGAGAUGGGCUAUGUACACAGGGACCUGGCGGCCAGGAACAUCCUGUGCAACGAGAGUCUGGUCUGCAAGGUGGCGGACUUUGGUCUCUCCCGUGAGGUGGAUGUUGACACCACAGAGGGCGCUUACACCACCAAGGGAGGCAAGAUACCAGUUCGUUGGACCGCCCCGGAAGCCAUCACAUUCCGCAAGUUUACGUCAGCGUCAGACGCCUGGUCAUUUGGGGUUGUCAUGUGGGAGGUUAUUUCGUACGGGGAGCGGCCAUAUUGGAACUGGUCAAACCAGGAUGUAAUCAAAGCUGUAGAGAAAGGAUACAGACUGCCCCCGCCAAUGGAGUGCCCUGAAGCCAUCCACCAGCUCAUGUUGGACUGCUGGCAGAAGGAGCGUGGGCACCGCCCAAAGUUUGUUGCCAUCGUAAAGUCACUCGACAAACUCAUACGGGCUCCAGAACUCUUGAGGAAAAUGGCGAAACCAAAGCCGCAUGUGUUUGUAGACAACACUCCACCGGAAGUUGCCAACAAUUUCGCCUCCGUAGAAGAAUGGUUGGUUGCAAUAAAAAUGGACCGAUAUCGUGAUAACUUCAUGUCUGCAGGGGUCACUAGCAUGGACCAGGUGUUACGCAUAACAGUUAAAGACUUGGAAACCAUUGGUGUUUCAUUGCUUGGACAUCAAAAGAAGAUUAUUAACAGCGUUCAAACCCUUCGUGCUCAACUGCUUGGUCCACAAGUACAACUGCCCCAUAUGCACAUGUCAGAAGGGUUUCUUGUAUAGCAAACACUACUGCACUUAAGGAGCAGACAACCUUACAUUAGCAUCUACUGCAAAGUGAAGACAGUUUGCAAAAUUGUUUUCACUCGCUUUUUGUGUGGAAUAUAUGUGUGUGUACAAACUUGAAUAUAAGAAAUGCAUUGGAGUCCUGUGAAGAGGAGUAAGGUGUGGAUCACCUUUGACCUGGAACACAUUGAAAAUGUGGCUGAAACUGAGGCACUGUCAUGUUUAGUUGAUAAAAGUUAUAGUAGACUUUUCAGCAAUUCGAAAUACACAAUAACAAGUUUUUUUACCACAUUAUGCAAACUAUCGCAAUAUCUUCUGCUGAUGUUCUGUUUCAUAUUAGAACGUAAUUUUGUUCAAGGUAAUUUUGUGCAAGUGAAAAUUUGUCAUGAUGCCUUUUAACUUAACUUUGCAUCAUGUAUAAAAUAUAAACCUUGUUUGUACACCAUGGUCAAGUGCUUUUUGUGAUAACUAGUUGAACUUUGUCAUAGCAAUAUAUUUAAUUAUGUGUGUGUAUUAUGUGUUUGUUUCCAGUCUACAUGCAUAAUGUGGAUUCUAUAAGAAUGUAUAUUCAUAUUAUUCCACCAUGGGUUUCCAUGCCAACACGUGUAUGUGUAACUUGGUUGGGUGUGUUAUAAUAUGUUGUUGUUAAUAUACAUGUAUUCUGGGAACUUGUCAUUCUGUUAUUCGUGCAAUGUGUAUGUACAUCAAUGUACUAGAUAUGCUACAUUUAAAAUAGUGAUUUAGAUUAAGAUAAAACCAAAACCAGGCUAGCGAAUAGUGUUGGAUUUGUUUUUGUUUCGUAUAAUAUUUUUUGUAAAGAAAUACUAUGAAAACCAUGUGUUGCGGUGCAUAAUUUAUGAUCCUGGAAAUCUCAUGGAAACAUUGAGUUUCUGUAUUUGUUUGGAGUAUGUAGUAAAUACAGUCACAUGUAAUAAUUUAUAGUUAGUUUUCUCAUGUCAGAAUUAACAUGUGAUAAUAUGUUGCUAUAGCAACUUUAAAACACACUUAAAUGAUUGACACCUGAAUAAUGUGACUGGGUAUCAAGCCUUCCUCAUUUUGGGAUAUUGAUUCUUAUUUGUAAAGGAACCUGGAUAAUUCUGUUUUGAUUUUAACUAAAAUAUUAAAAUAAUUAAACAUUUGGCAUACUUGAAGAAGAAAUUCAAAACAACAUUUCUAGAAAAACAGCAGUCACAAUAUUCAGUUGUUAGUCUCCAGUUCUCAGUACAGGAUUCUUAUCAAGGUAUCUUUGGGGAUAUAGGGCCAGUAAGACUGGAGGUUAACUAUGUACAUCCUCACUUGAAUUAUUUAUUUAGGUUCUAGAAAUUUUCUAUAAAACAUGAUUGAAGCAAGCUAUUAUCAAAAAGUUAGGCAAUACAUAUGUCGUUCCCAAAAUAAGGUUACUUCUAUUUCAAAAUCAGGAGUAUUGUCCCCUAUGCUGACAGUGAUUGCAAAGUAAAUUGUGUCUUGUUCUGUGAAAAUUGGGCAUAAUGCAUGUGCGUAAAGUGUCAUCCCAGAUUAUCCUGUGCAGUCCGCACAGGUUAUUCAGGGACGACACUUUCCGUUUAAAUGUUUUUUUUCGUUUAAAGGAAGUCCCUUUUUACCAAAAAUCUAGUAUAGGCAGAAAGUGUCGUCCCUGAUUACCCUGAUUAUCCUGUGCGGACUGCACAGGCUAAUCUUAGACGACACUUUACGCACAUGCAUUAUGCCCACUUUCUCAGAACAAGACACAUAUGUACUGGCAUUUCCCAAUAAACCAAUAAACCAAUAUAUAGUCAGCCAGCAUACCAUAUGUAUCAUCUGAGUCUUCUAAUUUUUAAUGUCGUUAAAGAAACUUACGAAAGCCAUUUUGUUUUAUUGUUCUUGUGUAAUUGAAUGUUAUCAAAAACGAUUUUGUGUGCUGAUUCUAGGCUUUGCUUUUACUUGAAUGUUGAGAACUACAAAUGAAACGCUGUAAUAAUCUUUUCUUAUUAACAUAACUACAGUAACAACUUUGUUAAUGCCAUGAAUUGAUUUGGAAUCUUUAAUUGUUGUCAAUGUUAUAAAACACUAUUUUAAUAUUUGUCAUCACAUAAUAUACUAGAAUAACUAGAUACUUAAGUAAUUAAAUAAUUUGAAAUUGUCUGAUGUGCACAUGUUUUAAGCCAAUUGAUAUAUAUAGGCAUGUUGAGAAGAACCUGCUGUGUGUUGCUUUUGAAUUUGUAUGACACAACUUCAGACAGAUAAUUAAUGAUUUGUUGUGAAGGCACUUGUAACAUAUCAAUACAACAUUGGUACUAGCUAGACUUGCGAUAAAGCUUCCUUUUUUUCAUAAACCUGUUAAUAUACUUCUUAAAAUGGUCUGAAAAUUUCUUUAUGAGAUCAUUUCGUUUUAUAUCCUGUCAUAAAUAACUAUUUAUAACAUUAGCAGAAGUUAUGUCAUAAAUAGUUAAAUUUAAAGUGUUUUACACAACCAAUUUUUGCAUAAUUAAAAUGAAUGGCUGUGAAUAAAGCUGUAUUAGGACCCGUGGGUAAUGAAGUAAUUGGAAUUACAGGAGGUAGUAAUUCUUAAUAUUGAGUACGCAAAUUACAAUUUCAGUUUUUACUAAAUUAACAGUGUGGGUCUUUUCAACCUAUCCAUUAACAUUUCAAAGAGGCUUUUUGCAUGACCUAUUGAUUUACUGUGCAUCACCUGGAUUUUAGUUUUUCAUUUUACAAAAUACUAUUGAACUUUAAAAAUUAUUUUACUUUAGACACAAGAUUUCAUGGGUGUUUUACUUCUAAUGAUUAAAAUAUUUUUAUUGUAUCAUCUGAAACUUUUAACACUUUUGUUCAAUAAUGAUUUAUUUUUAAUGUUUUGUGUCAUUUUAAUUCUCAAUAGCAUCUCUUCUACAAUAUUCUUGGAGUAUGUCUUAGUGAAGAAACAUGUUGUAAAGUUUUAGUCCAGAAAUGUUGCAGGUAUAUUGUUCAAGUCAGAAGCUCCAUCAUGUUUCUGCAUGCUGUAUUUGACAUUCCAAACACUUUAUGAGCAGUUAAUUUCAAUUCAACGCUAAUUCUACUUAUUUAGAUGAAAUAAGUAAAUACAUAAUGCUUAAACUUUUUAUGUUAGGCGCUUUAAAAGCAGAAUAGAGAAGCAAAUUUUAUGUAUAUUUCUAUUUUUCCUGCCAUUUUCAGAAGGGUUUUGGUCUGAAGUGUUGCUAAUGUACUUUGAAUUAAAAGCACAUGUGUAGGUCACUUGAGUAUUUCAUGGUUACAUGGUCAUUAUUUGUUGUACCUUUAUCUGCUGAACAUUUGUUGUAAGGUAUCUCUUUGACACAAACCAAAGUUCGGAAACUAGGGUGACAUACAUAGUAUUGUUGUGACUUCAUUAGAGCCUCUCUAGGAAAACAGGGUUUAACGCAUGUGCUUACAGUUAUGUCCCUGAUUAUGCUGUGCAGUCUGCACUGGCUUAUUAGGGACGACACUCCCUAUUUUUCACUGUAUUUUUCCUUUAAAGAAAGUCUUUUUUAAGCUAAAAUCCAUUGUAGGCGGGAAGUGUGUUCCCUGAUUAGUCUGUGCAGACUGCACAGGCUAAUCUGUGAGGACAUUUACGCACAUGCAUUAAGCCCUGUUUUCCCAGAGCGUGUCUCAUGUGUAAUGUUACACACUCUUGAAGAGCAAGGACAUACAGGGUUCAGUGUUGUGAUUCAAUAUCAGUCAACUAAUGUUGUGUCAGCACUUCCUUCAGUUUCGUUAUUAAAACUUGUUUACCGUAAUGAAAUAUUGACCUGUGUUUUUUUACCAGUUUUCCUCUUUCCUCUUAUACUUUUUUAAUAGUUUUGUUCCCUUUGUGUUCCAGACAUAAAGUUGUAGGCUUUUCAGUGACUAUUUUCAUAGUUUGCUAUCAUUUCUUUACUAAUAGUGCUUCCAAUGAUCAAACUCUGGCUUAUUUUUGUACAUUCUCGUCAGAUAUUAUCAAAAUAUUAAUGGCUGCUAACAAUACUACACAAAGUUGCUAUUUCAACUUAUGCAGUUCUCAAAGUAUGUUAUAUAACAUAGUCUGACAAAGUAAGCACUCUGCUCAGAAGUAAAACUACUCAAAUAAUGUCAACGUUUUGCAAAUGAAGACUGCUGAAGGAAAUAUGCAUUGUUUUAUUAUUCUAUUUCAUGCAGAUGAGAUUUGUUCUUUAUAUUCCCUUCCAUAUGUUGUUUAUCUAUAAUUUUGUUGAUUUAUUUUAUGUCUUAUGUUUUGUUUUAAUUUUGUUUCAACCACAAAGUAGUGCAAGAUGUAAAUAUUCUGUCUAUAUUCUCUCUUUCUGUACAUACAAGUCUGUGUUAUCAUGUCACAUAUAUUCUGUACAUACAAGUCUGUGUUAUCAUGUCACAUAUAUAUAUAUGAGCCUUACUCUAGGACAUCAGGGUUUAAUGCAUUUGUGUGAAGUGUCUUCCUAGAUUAGCCUGUGCAGGGUGAACAGGCUCUUCAGGGACAACACCUUCCGCUAAGACUGGAUUUUUUUAUAAGAGAAGACUUUCUUUAAACAAAACAUUCCUUAAAAUGGGAAAGUGUCAUCCCUGAUUAGCCUGUGCUGAUCCACUGGCUGAUCCGGGACUACUCUUUAUACGCAUGCAUUAAACCCCAUGUCCCAGAGCAAGGAAUGCCUGUGAGGUAUUGUUGUUGUUUAAAUCAUAAACUUUGCACUGUAUUGUAAUACACUGGGUGAGAUAAUAUGCUAUAAAAAGAAUUCCAAAACAGAAACAAUAGUACAUUUUUAUUAAAAUUUAAUGUAACUGUUAUUCUCUUUUGCAUGUUAUUGCAUGAAAUCAUAAUGCAAUACAUUUUGUGUCUGUUGUCCAGCAAUAUAACGACAUAUUCCAAUUAUUUCCUGUUUUCAUAGUUUCUCUUUCACACAAAGGAUUAACAAGUAACUAAAAGUAAAGCACAGUUGCUGCUUGUUACAAGUAAAAAUACAGUUCCUUGCUGUUGUAAAUAUACAAGUACAUUAAAGUUGAUGGUCACACGUUAACUGUCAUGUUGUAAAUACAACCAUGUUUCAUGCACAUGUUGAAAUGAUUGUGUGUUCUUUUGUUUUGCCAGGAAGACUUGUGACAAAACUAUAUAUAUUAUAUAAUGAUGGUAUUAUUGGGAAGCUGUUACAAUUUUCUUAUGAUGAAUAAAAAAGAUAUUUAAA
This is a messenger RNA of Dreissena polymorpha, 8237 nucleotides long. Its product is annotated as ephrin type-B receptor 1-B-like. The record is from RefSeq and is a predicted model, not a curated record. Gene Ontology annotation, biological process: axon guidance; protein phosphorylation; cell surface receptor protein tyrosine kinase signaling pathway. Bases 16 to 3090 code for a protein of 1024 amino acids. Gene Ontology annotation, molecular function: ATP binding; protein binding; transmembrane-ephrin receptor activity. Gene Ontology annotation, cellular component: plasma membrane; neuron projection. NCBI's taxonomy places the organism in Eukaryota, Metazoa, Mollusca, Bivalvia, Myida, Dreissenidae. The transcript is spliced from 19 exons.